Cuscuta campestris is the source of this 1737-nucleotide messenger RNA. NCBI's taxonomy places the organism in Eukaryota, Viridiplantae, Streptophyta, Magnoliopsida, Solanales, Convolvulaceae. The record is from the annotation of a GenBank genome assembly.
GGAAUAACACUCAUUGUUUCAAAAACAUAAAGGUAUUUUUUUAAUAUUUUAAGUAAUUCCAUUCAUUCGUCGAAUUCAUUGAUUUAAGAAAAAAGUAGUUUAUUGUUUUAGUAUUUGAAAAUGGGAAAAUGGUUUCUUGGGAAAAUCAUUCCGUAUGUGCCUAACACUGUUUAUGACAACAUUUUAUAGAAGAAGACAUAAUGCAAGAGACAUUAAUUUGAUGUCCUGUUUUUACCACAUAUCUUCCCUUAUGCUGUUUGGUGUUUCCAGAGGAGAUGUUUGGAUCAAGACAAAAGCAGAAGUUGCAGGUGGCUGGAAUAGACCAAGAUGAAUUGGUAGACCCAUCUGUUCUGGCUGAUCCGGACAGCUGUUUUCUUGAAUUCAAUGGAGUACGGGUGCACCACAAGGUAUGUGAUGCAGGCCAACCAAACGCGUCACAAGAAGGGAUCGACUCUCUGUCCCAUUCCCAUCAAAGUAAAAGAACAAACUUUCCAAUGGUUCUGUUACAUGGUUUUGGAGCCUCGGUGUUUUCGUGGGACCGGGCCAUGAAACCACUUGCCAAGAUUAGUUGCUCCAAAGUGCUUGCCUUUGAUAGACCGGCUUUUGGAUUGACCUCAAGACCAAAUCCGGUUGAUAACAGAGCUUUGAAUCCGUACUCUACAACGUUUUCUGUACUUGCAACACUUCACUUCAUUGACUCCUUGGCAGCUGAUAAGGCAGUUCUAGUGGGACACUCGGCGGGUUGUGUGGUAGCAGUCGAGGCAUAUUUUGAAGCACCCGAACGUGUAGCCGCUCUUAUUCUUGUUGCCCCUGCAAUUGUUGCAUCAUUUACCUCGCGUAAAGUCAACCAAAGUGCAGGAAAAAGUCAAACAGAUAAGAGGAACCCAGAGUCGUCGUCGUCACCAUGCAAAAAAUGGAAUGUGUUUGGAAAGAUUUUGAGCAUUUUGUCAAACUUUGCCAAACAAGUUGCGCAAAUAUUAACCGGCAUUGUCAAAGGCAUGGGAGAAAUGCUCAACUCUCUAUAUAGGAAAGCUUUAGCCUCAUUCUUGCGCUCUGCCAUUGGUCUUGUGCUGAUGAGAAUGGUAAUCAGUAAGUUUGGUACAGCUGCGGUUCGAAAUUCUUGGUAUGAUCCAAAACAAGUAACAGAACACGUCUUACAAGGCUACACCAAGCCUCUGAGGGUGAAAGGAUGGGAUCGGGCGCUUGUUGAACACACAGUAGCAAUGCUUACAGAAUCAAAGUUGGGAUCAAAGCCACCACUUUCACAAAGAUUGAGUGAAAUCGCAUGUCCAGUUUUGAUCGUCACGGGAGACAAAGACCGACUUGUCCCUGCUUGGAACUCAGAGAGAUUGUCCCGAGCCAUUACCGGGUCUUGCUAUGAAGUGAUCAAGAACUCUGGUCACUUGCCCCAUGAAGAGAGGGUUGAAGAAUUUGUUUCCAUUGUGGACAUGUUUUUUCAGAAGGUGUUUGGUGAAGUACAAGAACCACACUUACAAGUAGUUAGUUAGUUAGUUGCACGAAUACUUCGUUCAUUUGGUCCUGAGGGACCCUUGGGAUGAGAUUCAUCCUAGGUUGUAGACAAAUACUUUGUGCACAACAACAAUCAAUUCUUAAUCCUUGAUUGGGUCUUGAACUAUGAAUCAUUUCCGAAAAUAGAUUACCCUAUUCUUAGGGUACUCUGCCACAUGAUAGGAGGUAAAUUGAGUUUAGUCUUAGAAAUAAGGGAAUGAGAUCGGG